Saccostrea echinata is the source of this 2055-nucleotide messenger RNA. RefSeq names its product E3 ubiquitin-protein ligase XIAP-like. Bases 1 to 2055 code for a protein of 684 amino acids. The transcript is spliced from 3 exons. The record is from RefSeq and is a predicted model, not a curated record. NCBI's taxonomy places the organism in Eukaryota, Metazoa, Mollusca, Bivalvia, Ostreida, Ostreidae.
AUGGUUUGUAAAACAAGCCCACUUUUAGUCGUUUCAGUGGAUUACAGAGAGAUGAAGGGCUGUAUUAUUGCAAAACCUAUGUUUGAACUCAAGGCAUCAACAUUUCAGAUAGAAAUUACCCUGUACAACAUGCUUCUAGAAUUUAAUUCAUGUUUCAACAGAGCUCGGAAAAUGCACAGGAUUUAUCUUUUAAAACAACUUUUAAAAAUAACUGACGAGGAACAUAUCAGCAAAAUCGCUAAAAAUUUGCAAUCAAAAGAAAACAUUCAAAUUCCAAACAAGAACGAAAAUAAACAUUAUUCAAGCGCCCAUAAGACGGACAUUUAUCACCUAUGGAAAAAAGCAAAAUUUAAAAACUCUGUUAUGACAAAAACUAUAGCGUUCUUUCAAAACCAUGAACCUGAUUGUCUUAACGAUUCGGAAACUCUUGGCGAAAGAAAGCAUAAAGAAUGGCUUUCUUGUGAUUUUGAAAAAUUUUCAGAGAUAUCCAUAUUUCCUGUCUUUCGUAGCAAUGAUCUCGAAUACUCGUUUCAACAAAUUUUGAAUGGUACUCCUUAUCUAUCGAGUGAGGUAAUGAGAUUCGAACACCAUCGUUUGAGUUCAUUUGCUAAUUAUAACAGCAUUGAUACUCCAAGCGUACUGGUAAUGGCUAAGGCCGGGUGGUAUGCUACAGGAAAUGGAAGAGAAACAAAAACAUUCUGUUGUAUGAUAUCCAAUUCCGCAUGGAAAAAAGAAGACGAUCCGUUUCAUGUGCACAAAGAGCUUUACUAUGAUUGUGCAUUCAUUCUGGGAACAGACUUGGAUCAUGUAUCAAUUCAGAAAGAAAACCCUGAGUGUCAAAGAAAGAAUUCCGAUGCCAACAAUUCAAAUAUUUCAGAAAUUUCGACGAAUGUGCAAAACAUGCGAAUUGUUUCAUCUAAAUCCAAUUUAGCUGAGAAAUUAGAAGAGAGUCAUAUGGGUAAUCAAUCUGAAAUUGAGAAGUUUUCAGAAUUAUCCUCGAAAUCAACUCAGAACACAUCUACUACAUUGAGUAUUGACUGUCCUUCUCGACCAUCAUCAGCAAGCCGGAGAGGAGACAGCUUUCCGAGAGACGUAAGCAUUGAUAGAAACCGCAGGGCACAGAAAUCCGGUUUAAAUGAAGCCGCAUCAUAUCAAAACGAUAAUGAUAAGAGAAAAAUAGAAUUUAGUGAUAGUGACGACGGUUCCACACAUAUUUUUCGUGAGCCGAUACUACCACCCUUAGAUUUUGAGAAACCAAAGCAUAUUGAAUAUUCAACGGUGGGGAUAAGGGCGUCUUCUUUCAGUGGGUUUCCCAUAAGUAGUAGAAAAACACCAAAGGAAUUUGCAGUAGGUGGAUUCUACUACAGAGGUUUUGGUGAUCGAACCACUUGUUUUCACUGUGGUAUUAGUUUGCAAGGAUGGAGUGUAGAGGAUGAUGUAUUCGUAGAACAUGUCCGUUACAAUCCAUUAUGUCAAUACAUGCGGCGAUUGAAGGGUGAUGAAUUCAUAAAACUAGUUAUGGCAGCAACUCACAAUCUCCAGUUGUGGUGUAUAUUUUUUCCCGCAGCAUCUCAAAAUUCUUCUGCAAAAGACAUAGCUAGUACACUAAAAGAAAUGGGAUUCUCCCAAAGUGCAAUAUCAGCGGCAUUAGGCAGAGUCGCGACAAAAAACGAUUGUUUGACUAUUCAGGGCAUAUUGGAUGUCAUUGUUGAAAAUACAGACAUCGUACAAAGAAAUUCAGCAAACAACCAAAGUACAUCAACAGCGAAUGAAGAAAAUGGAGAAAAUUUAAAUUCACAAGAAAGUCUGGCAAAUACUCGUUUGUCUGGUAGUACUACGACUGGUUUUUCAACUGAUUUAUCUAGUGCUUCAAAAAGUGAUUUGACGUUAAAAGAUCAAUUCAUAUGUAAAAUCUGUAUGGAUGAGAGGGUUGGAGUAGUUUUUACACCAUGUGGCCACAUUGUAACGUGCUCGAAAUGUUCUAAAUCCUUAAGAAAAUGUCCCAUUUGUCGUGAAAAUAUUAGGGAUAAGGUUAGGACCGUUAUUACAGAUUAG